AUGAUUUACACCGACGGAUCUUGCAUCGAUAACUGUGCUUCUGGCAUUGGUAUUUAUUUUGGACCAAAUCAUGAAUUAAAUAAAAGUAUGGCAAUUCAUGGCUAUGAGCACAACAGUGGACUAGCAGAAAUCAUAGCAGCUAACACGGCAUUAAAGUCAUUGCGAUCAUGGAAUAUGUAUAAAGGAGAGAAUGUAAUAUUACGUACUGAUUUUCUGCCGCUCAUAUAUGCUAUGAAUAACGAUGGUUUUAAUGGACGAUUUCACGAUGAAUAUUUGGACUUGAAACAGUUAGCAAGUGAAUUCCCAAAUGGUGUACAAUUUGAGCAUGUUUUUGGUCAUGAGGGUGAACAAGGAAAUGAAGAGGCAAACAAAUUAGCACGUCAGGCAACUGAACAUGCUCGGAUAAUUCGUUCACGUAGUGCGCCACCAUUUCGGCAUGCAUCACUAGGACGAGAAUUUUCAAAAAGUCGUCGGAAGACUUCGCUUUCUCGAUCGCGACUGAGUAGACGCUCUCGACGUAUCAAUUCUGCAGAAUAUCGCCGUAGUCGAAGCGUUCAUGUUCCUGGAAAACAUUCUAGACGACGAAAACUUUAA
Thelazia callipaeda (thelaziosis nematode) is the source of this 594-nucleotide messenger RNA. Lineage: Eukaryota; Metazoa; Nematoda; Chromadorea; Rhabditida; Thelaziidae. The record is from the annotation of a GenBank genome assembly.